AUGAUUCCUGACUUAGAGCCACCUGACAAUCCACUUCCGAAUCAUUCUGUCAAUCUUGGAGGUGGUUAUGUUCUCCUCAGGGCUCGUGACAGGUACAACUAUCAUCCAAGUGAAGCCGAGUCGCAAGUUAUUGGUGAAUUCCUGGAUGCACCUGUUCCAAAGUUCAAGCGCUGGGCAAGACUGUGGCUUCCAAACGGCCAGGUUGCUCGCUGUGCAUGGAAGGAAACACUCAAGCCUGCAGAGAAGGUCCGCAUGGCACGAAACAUCAAGGUGACCAUCAAUGACAGGAAUGAAAUCGCACAGGUUUUAUAUUAUGCACAGCUCGCUAUUAAGGCAGACGACAUAAACGACAAUGAAAAUGACGGGGAGUUGGAGUACCAUGACGACGAGAUCUAUCGCUUCGUUACAGUUGCAAUAGUUUCUGUCUACUCUCGCCCAGAUCCAGAACUACUCCAGAAAUCGAUGCAGACUGUCUGGUCAUGUAAAUAUCAUGGCGAUGAGGCACUGCAGCUAGUCAGUGCAAAAUCCAUCCAGUCCGUUGUUGCCAUGAUACCUCACCGUCCUAAACUCCAAUCAGGAGUGGUAGAGGAUCGCUUUUUUCUCCUCGAGAAGCCUGGGCUUGGGCUGGUAACUGUUGAUGAGGAGGUCAAAGAUGAAGCAGAUGGGGAUAAGUAG
Messenger RNA from Suillus fuscotomentosus, 675 nucleotides. RefSeq lists its product as uncharacterized. The transcript has 2 exons. NCBI's taxonomy places the organism in Eukaryota, Fungi, Basidiomycota, Agaricomycetes, Boletales, Suillaceae. The coding region runs from base 1 to 675 and encodes 224 amino acids. The record is from RefSeq and is a predicted model, not a curated record.